This is a messenger RNA of Haliotis rubra (blacklip abalone), 576 nucleotides long. RefSeq lists its product as uncharacterized. The transcript has a single exon. Lineage: Eukaryota; Metazoa; Mollusca; Gastropoda; Lepetellida; Haliotidae. Bases 1 to 576 code for a protein of 191 amino acids. The record is from RefSeq and is a predicted model, not a curated record.
AUGGCUGACCAUGUGAAUUACGUUGCCAAGAUCUGCUACUUUCACCUACGUAAUAUUGGCAGAGUCCGACCACUUCUUACCAAGGAAGCUGCUGUCACUCUUUGUCGUAGUCUUGUGUCUUCAAGGAUAGACUAUUGCAAUGGUCUUUUGGCGGGCUCGCCUUCAUGCCUCACAGAUCGAUUACAGCGUGUACAGAAUACUGCUGCUCGCAUCACAUCUCAGAGUCACAGAUACGACCACAUAUCUCCAGUGUUACAAGAACUCCAUUGGCUUCCUGUCAAGCACAGGAUCAACCUCAAGAUCCUUUGCCUGGCUCAUCAAUGUUUGACCGACUCAGCUCCUGUCUACCUCUCAGAACUGAUACAACCUUAUUGUCCAUAUGGACCACUUCGAUCAGAAAACCAGAACCUCUUGACAGUGCCCAAAGUCAAGCUCACACGAUUUGGACAACGUUCCUUCUCUUACGCUGCUGCUAAAGAGAGGAAUGAUCUGCCUCCCCACAUCCGUCCCUGCUCUAUUUAUCCCAAAUUCAGAAGUCUAAAAAGAACUCAUCUCUUCCGUGAAGCUUUCUCUUGA